CUCCCAGCACCAGUUGCUGGCCAGCCUGCCCCUGGCCGCCUCGCCUGUCCUGGCUGCCUUGCAGGCCCGGGUCCUCAAGCUCCUUGUGUGUCUGACCAAACAGGGACCAUGUCUACCUUCGGCUACAGGAGAGGACUUAGCAAAUAUGAAUCCAUCGACGAGGACGAGCUCCUGGCUUCCCUGACGGCCGAGGAGCUGAAGGAGCUGGAGAGGGAGUUGGAGGACAUUGAACCUGAUCGCAACCUGCCGGUGGGGCUCCGACAGAAGAGUCUGACGGAGAAGACCCCCACCGGGAAUUUCAGCAGGGAGGCGCUCAUGGCCUAUUGGGAAAAGGAGUCCCAGAAGCUGCUGGAGAAGGAGCGGCUGGGGGAGUGUGGGAAGGUUGCCGAAGAAGACAAAGAGGAGAGCGAGGAAGAGCUGAUUUUUACUGAAAGUAACAGCGAGGUGUCCGAGGAGGUGUACACCGAAGAGGAGGAGGCGGAGGAGGAGGAGGAGGGAGAGGAGGAGGAAGAAGAGGAGGAAGAGGAGGACGACAGCCACGAAGAGGAGAGCGCCGUUGAAGACGAGGAAGCCAUCAACGGCACGGCCCGCCCCGAGCGCGCCAGUCCCGACAGCGCCCGGCCGAAGACAUUUAAGAGUCACGAGUCCAACUUCGUCACGGGCAAGGGCGUGCUGGCGCUCAUGCGGGCGCUGCAGCACAACCCGGUGCUCACCGAGCUGCGCUUCCACAACCAGCGGCACAUCAUGGGCAGCCAGGUGGAGAUGGAGAUCGUGAAGCUGCUCCGCGACAACACCACGCUGCUGCGCCUCGGCUACCACUUCGAGCUGCCGGGGCCGCGCAUGAGCAUGACCAGCCUCCUGACGCGCAACAUGGACCUGCAGCGGCAGAGGCUGCCACCCCCGCCGCCGCCGCCGCCGCCGCCUCUCCCAGAGAAAAAGCUCAUCACCCGCAACAUCGCCGAGGUCAUCAAGCAACAGGAGAGCGCCCAGCGGGCUUUACAGAACGGACAGAAAAAGAAAAAGGGGAAAAAGGGGAAGAAACAGCCGAAAAACGUCCUAAAGGAAAUAAAAAAUUCCUUGAGGCCAGUGCAGGAGAAGAAAGCCGAAGACAGUUACCGACCUUCUACCCCACAGAGAUCUGCCCAUGACAACCUCAUGGAGGCGAUCCGGGGGAGCAGCCUGAGACAGCUAAGGCGGGUGGAAGUUCCAGAUGCUCUGCGAUAAACACAAUCUUGAGAAGAGGAUGCAGACUUAUUCCUUGGCGUUAAAUGAAACGCAUCGGGAGAUGCUUCUAAAGUACCUUCUUCAACUGGAAACGUCCUCUGACAUUAAAAAUAGCCUCAGCCUCAAAGUCCAAAGAGAAUCUUAAGAAUCUUCUGUAAAUAUGAAAAUAAACCUCUUUUUUAAUGUCAUGAGAUUUGGAUUGGCAGGAAGCAGUUUGUUUAAAGAUGCUUCAUAGCUCUGAGCUGCUGAGUUAAUGAAAUACGCUGUUAUUUUUGUAAUCCCAAUAAAUUUGGAUUGAAGUUUUUUUU
Molecule: messenger RNA, 1532 nt
Organism: Myotis davidii
Lineage: Eukaryota; Metazoa; Chordata; Mammalia; Chiroptera; Vespertilionidae
Gene: LMOD2
Product: leiomodin 2
Exons: 5
Coding region: 109-1224 (371 amino acids)
Biological process (GO): muscle contraction; myofibril assembly; pointed-end actin filament capping
Cellular component (GO): myofibril; striated muscle thin filament
Molecular function (GO): tropomyosin binding
Source: RefSeq, a predicted model, not a curated record